Messenger RNA from Pollicipes pollicipes, 827 nucleotides. Its product is annotated as G/T mismatch-specific thymine DNA glycosylase. Lineage: Eukaryota; Metazoa; Arthropoda; Thecostraca; Pollicipedomorpha; Pollicipedidae. Gene Ontology annotation, biological process: base-excision repair, AP site formation. Gene Ontology annotation, molecular function: pyrimidine-specific mismatch base pair DNA N-glycosylase activity; uracil DNA N-glycosylase activity. The record is from RefSeq and is a predicted model, not a curated record. Gene Ontology annotation, cellular component: nucleus.
AUUCAGCGCUAGCUGGGACGGGAGCCGCGGGAAUGGGGAAGGUGGUGUGGGUCGAGGGGAGCUGCGAAUGUGUGCUUAUAGUUGGGAGUGGAUGUGGUGCGAUUAAACUAGAUCGAAAUGCGGUUGUUCACGCUAUUUCCCUGGAAUAGGCGAAGACGUUAAACCCCCCCAAACGCUCCGGGUGUUGGGUAAACAACGGUUUGGAGGAUCGUCGGCCGCCGGAGGUAUGGGGGAUGCGGAAACAGUCGCCGAGAAGCCGGCCGGGGAGACACAGCAGCCGGAGGAGGAGCGGCCGGCCGCGACGGGCGCCGCCGCCACCGCGCCGGCCGCCGCCGACUUCUACGGUGCCCACGCCGAGUACGGCACAGGCGCGUACGACGGCGGCGGCGGCGGCGUGAUGCCCGGCUAUGGCCCGCCUUACCGGCUGGGCGGCGAGUACGCCGCGGCCGCCGCCGGUCCGUACGGCAGCCGGCCCGGCGGCGAGGCGGCCCGGUACCAGAAGCCCGACGACCCGUACAGCUUCGUGGACGACUUCUCGGAGUCGGGCGGCGGCCCGCCGGCGGCAGAGGCGCCCGGCCCCGGCCCAUGGCCCGGGCCCGCCGCUGCUGCCGUUCCAGUUCCCGAAGAAGCGCGGCCGCAAGCCCAAGAAGCUGCUGGAGGCGAUGGCGGCGGCCGGCAUGGAGGUGCCCAAGUACAAGACGCCCGUGCGCUCGACCGACCCCAACCGGCCGCGCAAGAAGCAGGAUCGCUUCAACGGCCUGACUCCCGAGGAGCUCUCCAAGCUGACGCUGCCCGAUCACCUGGCGCCAGGACUGGACAUCGUCUUC